Messenger RNA from Arabidopsis arenosa, 1015 nucleotides. The record is from the annotation of a GenBank genome assembly. Lineage: Eukaryota; Viridiplantae; Streptophyta; Magnoliopsida; Brassicales; Brassicaceae.
GAGAGGCCGGUUCAACGGAGUUUAACGAUAUGAUCUUAAGGAACAACGGAGGAGAGCUUCAUAGGUUUGUAUCAAAGUUGACGUCAGAAUCCGAUUACUUCGUCGAGAUUGUCAGUGACAGAGAAGGAUCAAAACGCGUAAGACGACUCUUUGGAAAAUCACAAGAGACUGACGAAAUCUUAUUGAACGCUAUCGUGCGUAGGUUCAUUGAUAUUAUGACCGGAAAAUACAGUUAUCUCGUUGCGAUAACCGCUUUCAAAGUCUCUGAAAGCUUCGAGUUGGUUAGUCUCACGCUCCGUGACGCGCUUUACUUUGCGAGCGACAAAAUCGGGUGCAUUGCACUUAACCAAAUCAUAACCGAAUCAAACGAUAUCUUCCGAUAUGAAUUCUUUUACGAAAUAUCGGAAAACGCUGAUUGGUUAAGCAUGGACGAUUCAGGAAACUUUGUGGUACAACACGUACUUAACUUCCAUGACUUGGAAUACACAAACCUUGUAGCGUUUCGGCUUUAUGGUUACUACGUUGAGCUUUCGUCUCAGAGACGUGGUAGCUACAUCGUGGAGAAGAUUCUUGAGUCUGGAUCGAUGAUAGCUUUGGAUUUGGUCGUGAGUGAGCUUAUGGAGUGUGGUGGAUUCACGUUGUGGAGGCUGGCUCAGGAUGCGUUUGGGAAUUACGUUGUGCAAAAGGCAUUGAGAGUCACGCGACGCCAGGGUAGGGUUGAUUUGUUUUUUGGUCUCGUCAAGAAGUUUAAGUUGUUACCUUUUCUUGAUCUCUUGCGUAGGUCUCAUCACGGAAGGAACAUUGCGGCGAUUAUCGAUUCAACAAUUGUAUGAUUGUUUCGAACGAAUUUGAAAAUUUGUAAUUGAUUCUUUUAGUACCCCUCAUUGCCGAUAUAUUUGGUUUGUUUUGUCUAUUGUUUGAACUAUUGUUCGUCUAUCUCUUUGCGAUCAAAAUUAUGGACUACGUUUGAUGGAAAUAUUUGUGUGAUAAUGAUUGUGUCUGCAUAGGUAUUUUU